Staurois parvus is the source of this 334-nucleotide messenger RNA. The record is from the annotation of a GenBank genome assembly. NCBI's taxonomy places the organism in Eukaryota, Metazoa, Chordata, Amphibia, Anura, Ranidae.
AUAUAGUGAAUGCAGGGUCCGGGGAGACCAGAUAUAGUGAAUGCAGGGUCCGGGGAGACCAGAUAUAGUGAAUGCUGGGUCCGGGGAGACCAGAUAUAGUGAAUGCAGGGGCCGGGGAGACCAGAUAUAGUGAAUGCAGGGGCCGGGGAGACCAGAUAUAGUGAAUGCAAGGGUCUGGCGAGACCAGAUAUAGUGAAUGCAGGGUCCGGGGAGACCAGAUAUAGUAAAUGCAGGGUCUGGGGAGACCAGAUAUAGUAAAUGCAGGGUCUGGGGAGACCAGAUAUAGUGAAUGCAGGGUCUGGGGAGACCAGAUAUAGUGAAUGCAGGGUCUGGG